GUCCCUUUAUACGUCCAUUAGACAUCUGGAUGGAAUUGAAGCGGUAAGCUUCUUCUUGGCAUCUAGCACUCUGCCUAAAAAUCUAUGCACUUUCUUGGAAGAGGCUCUACUGUUCAUACUGUCACACAAUUUUUUUUAUCUUCAGGGAGACCCUCUACCUGCAGCUCCAGGGAACGGCAAUGGGGGCGUCUUGUGCGCCCUCAUAUGCCAAUCUUUUCCUGGGGCUGUGAGAAGGUGCAAUUUUGGGGGCGCUAUAUUGACGAUAUUCUUAACAUCUGGCAGGGUACGUCAAUAGAAUUGGAAAAAUUCAUUUCACGACUCAACUGCAAUUCCAUCAAUAUCAAAUUAACACACUCCAUUGGUAAGCCCUCCAUUGAUUUUUUGGACAUAAAAAUUGAUGUGGACGAACAGGUUUUUAUUACGACUGACCUCUUUAGGAAGCAAACUGCGGCAAAUAUGGUCCUUCAUGCAACAUCAGCACAUCCUCGUCACCUGAUAAAUAACAUCCCGGCGGGACAGUACAUACGGGCUCGGAGAAUAUGCUCCAACGAUGUCAACUUUGAAAAACAGGCCAAAGAUCUACAGGUACGGUUUCAAGAAUGGGGGUAUAGUGGCCAGUGUCUUAAACGUGCGUAUAAGCGUGCAAAAAUGUCCUCACGGGACGUUCUCUUACAGGGCAAAAAGAAGAACAUAGCGCACCCGGACAAUGAGAACAUGAUUAGACUUAUUGUGGACCAUCACUCUAGGACAUCGGAAGUACAUCAAUUUUUAGGCAAGUAUUGGCCUAUAUUAUUAUCUGAUCCAAUACUUGCGAGUCAUCUCCCGGACAAACCUUCGCUGACUUAUCGGCGAUCAAAAAACCUAAAGGAUCUGCUGGUACAUAGUUAUCACAGGGGGACCACUCCAUCUAAUGCCUUUGCGUCUAAAGGCCCGAAGUGGGGCACGUACACAUGUGGCCAUUGUGUUGCUUGUAAAAAUAUUGUGAAAUCUGAGACCUUUGCCAAUUUUGACAACAGUAAAGAAUAUCGGAUUACACAUCGAAUUGAUUGUGCCACCAAGGGUGUUGUCUAUUUGGCCUCGUGCCCGUGCGGAAAGAUUUAUGUGGGUUUAACCACACGGGAAUUCCGCAGACGGGUCCGUGAACAUGUGUUAGACAUACUUGCGGCCAAAGAUGUUGAUGACAUAGACACCCUAAAGACCCUACCGAGACACUUUAAGAUUGCUCAUGGGUGUGAUUCCUCUUUGUUACAGGUACGCGCGGCAUUGAUCGUGUGUAUUUUGACACAAGGGGUGGAGACUGGAAAAGGGCUCUAGCCAAAAAAGAAACGAUGUGGAUUGAGAAGUUGCGAGCAAGGUCUCCAUAUGGACUAAAUGAGUACAACAGUUUUGCCCCUUUCCUGUGAUAUGGCUUCUUAUUGGUCUGCCACCUGGCCGUCUGACCAACAACUAUGACACCCCCUCUUGAUUACCAAGCAUCCCCUUAAUAUAGGAUUUCUUCACAACAACUUCAACACAUAUAUGCUCAGUUGCAAUUAUAUAGGAAUUAUAAUACGGGACAAUAUGUUAACUGGACCUGGUUGUGUCCAUUUGUGGACAUAGUAUAUGUUUAAUCUUUAUUCUACUUUUUUCACUUACUUUUGCACUGGA
This is a messenger RNA of Hyla sarda, 1647 nucleotides long. RefSeq lists its product as uncharacterized. The record is from RefSeq and is a predicted model, not a curated record. The transcript has 2 exons. Bases 85 to 1314 code for a protein of 409 amino acids. NCBI's taxonomy places the organism in Eukaryota, Metazoa, Chordata, Amphibia, Anura, Hylidae.